AUGGAUGUUUCCGAUGCGAGAUCGUCGGACGCCGAACUCGACGGCGCGUCCUCCAGUAGGCGGAAAUCUGGACGCGCAAUCAGAAAACCGCAAUUGUUCUCGGAAGCCAUUCACAGUAUAGGGUUGAACGUACCAGAAAAGAGAAAGCGAUAUUCGGCACUGAACGAUGAGCAAGAGAACGAUGAUGAGCAAGAAGAUGACGACGAUGACGACCAAGAAGAAUCCGAAGAGGAUCUAGACGAAGACGCAGACGAAGAAGAGGAGAAGGAACGCAGAAGAGUCACGCGCAAAGUGGCAGCAACAAAAAGGAAGACAACUCCCAAGACAAAUGCGAAACCCAAGUCAUCACGCGCGACAAAGAAGCCAAAGACUAAUGGCACUGGAAAGUCUCUUGCAAUACGCCCUGCAACUAAUGGAAAACAGAGCAAGAAACCCACCCCCAAAAAGAGAACCGCUCCACCAAGACCGAUUUUCCGUGCCACGACGGAAGGCCUAUAUGCCGAUGUAUUCGAACAACAGAAAGACGUCGAGGCGGUUGUCGACGAGUGGCUGUCAGGCUACGAGAAAACCCCGAUCGAAGGCUUACGCGCGCUAUUCAACUUAUUUCUUCAAUGUACAGGCGCUGACAUUUCGGUGGAUCUUGCCGACGUGACGGACGAGGACCAUUGGCCUCAACGUAUACAAGACCUCCAAGAGGCACAUCUCGACACCGAACCUUCUGAGUACCCCCUCAUAUCGAAAGAUAAGAGAUUUCGCAAUUUCAAAACCAUUGUGGUGGACUUCUGUGACUCAUGGGUCGCCAGUCUUCAUGAGUCUUCACUGCUCUAUAACACGUUCGCGCCUGGAUUAAAAGCCGAAGUAUGGCUCAAUACUAUGUCAAGUGCUAGUAACCGAGCCUUUAGACACACAGCGACCCUGUUCUCGAUCUCAAUAGCAACUUCACUAUGCCAUAUUGCCGAAGGCGUGACCUCUACAGUUUCCACAUCUCGCAAGCAGUUAGAGAGUGAGAAGAGAAAGAAAACGGCAAACAAAGGCAGGAUAAAUUCCAUACAAGAGACAAUCCAAGAAAAUGAGGAAAAACUCGAGGUCAUAGACGCUCUACUAAGAGAAGCCUUUGAUACUAUGUGGGUCCAUCGGUAUCGAGACGUCGACCCCAAAAUUCGCAGCGAAUGCUUCCAUGGGCUGGCCAAUUGGAUCCAGACUCAUAAGGAAAUGUUUUUCGAACCCCAAUACGUACGCUAUCUAGGAUGGGGACUCUCGGAUGCAGUCACUCAGGUUCGUUUAGCUGUCGUAGCACAGCUUCGCCAGAUAUAUGAAAUCAAGUUCAGUAUCGCAACGCUACGAACUUUCACAGGACGUUUUCUCCGUCGACUUGUGGAGAUGGCUACAAGGGAUUCCGAUACCAAUGUUCGCGCCUCCACCGUUGAAUUGCUUGGGCUUAUAAGAAAUCAAGGAUUGAUGGAUAACGCAGAAGUUGAUCAAGUUGGCCAGCUUGUAUUUGAUAUAGAGCCCCGUAUUCGUAAAGCUGCCGGUCGCUUUUUUGCCGCAAACCUUCAGGAAAUCUAUGAGACCCACUCUGAGGAGAUGGCGGAGGACAUCAACGAAACUUUCGGCGAUGAAGACGAUGACGAUGAGUUCGAGGCCCCAAAACGAUCCUGGAUUAAAUACAAGUGUCUUGUUGACAUUUUACAAUCCUACGAUGGGCAAGAAGAACUCGCGGUGGAGAGACAACGCCUAGGUCCUCUUGAAGCCUUGUCUGGUGCACCUGUGGAGUCUCGUUUCUUCCUGGCGACAGAAGCGAUAUACGCUCAUACGGAAGAACUAGGAGAGUGGCAAUUUCUUGCCGGAUACCUUCUCUACGAUCAUUCUCAAGUAACCGAUUCUCCCCCGCAGGAUGAGGCAAGUAAUGUGCGACAGUUCUAUGCAUUGGAAGAAGGACAAGACAUCAUCUUGCUUGAGGUUCUUGUCUGUGCAGUCAAAUUGCGGAUCUUGGAAAUUGCCAAAUCCGACAUCAACAAACGUGGACAAAAGAUCAAGUCUCUAACCGACAAAAUUCCUGAAAUGCAAGCAGAGACAGCCCACAGUCUUACUCGAAUUAUCCCCCGCUUGUUGAAUAAGUUCGGCGCUGUUCCUGAAGCCGCAUCAGCUGUCCUCCGUCUGGAACACCUCGUCGAUUUGAAUAUGGUUCAGGAUCUCCAGAAAGACGCCACUGCAUAUACUGCUCUUCUCAAUGACAUUAAUCGACAAUUUCUGACACAUUCUGACCAAGAUGUCCUUGCUGAGGCUAGUGUUGCUUUCUUGCAUGCUCGAACAUCGGAUGAGAUGAAGGAAGCUAUGGAAAGCAAAGUACAGGAAUUAUGGGACGACAUGAUCGAUAUUGUUGGUACAUUGUCUCAGAAUCAAGAUGUCCAGAAUGGAUCAUCAGUCCGCAAAAACACCCUAACAGAUCUGGCCAAUACUGUGACUAGAAUCUCGAAUCUGGCGACUAUCGUGGAUUGCACUAGUAUUAUUGAAACCGCGCCUUCAGUGGAAGCUAAAAAUCGCAAAGAGAAAUCGGUAGCUCUAUUCAACACACUCAUUCACUUCUUGAAACGCGGGCUUCGUGAUGAGGAGACAGACCGUGAAUUACAAAGUCUUGAGACUGAGUUGGUGGUCAACAGUGCGAAGACUUUACUCUUUUACUUCAUGUGGAAGGUACAGAAUCUAUCUAGCACCAUCAAGUCCGGGAAUGCCAAUUUCAACACUGCAUACUUCGAAACAUUGACAAAGAGCAAGGAUAUAUUUGCUACUUCCUUAACGGCCGUCAUGCAAAACCGGUCGGUUUUAGACGACAUUCGAUUUAUUGCAUUAACCACUUUUUUGGACUUGCAAACACUGUUUGGCACACUUCGCAAUAUUGGAACGCAUAUUCAGGGCGGACCAGAACAAGUAGACGAAGAUAUCAUCCUACAAACUCAAGGCUUAGCACAAGAAGUUAUCCCUUCGACGCAGGCCACCAUUUCCAAAUUCCAUGAAGUUGCUGAACGAAAUCUAGCCAAGAAAUUAAAGAAGGAUAUAAAUUCGGCCGUUGAUGAGGAGGCCCCGUUAGAGUCAGCCCAAGAUAUUAAGGACCUUCCAUCAGAUGACGAAGACGAGGAGGAGGAGGAAGACGGUGAUGAUGAAGCAAUUGCAACCGAGCGCCUCCGUGCCACCAUCCUAGCCGAACAACGACUUUGCGAACUUACUGGCAAAAUCGUCCUGGCGAUUAUUGGUCGUGUUCUAGAUGCCACUGGAUCACAGCGUGGGAAACUCAAGCAGAAAUUGCUUAAGAACAAAUCCCGACUAGGCAACAACUAUAAAGAAGUUGUCGCGUUUCUGGAAGAUCGUAAAGCGCGACCAGCUGCUUCUCGUCACAAGGACAAACAACAACCUACUAGUUCUACCGGUGUCGAUAAGUAUAAAGAUACAGCGCAAUCAAACGAGCUCGUCGAGCUAGAGGAUGAUCCAAUUGAAGAUGAUGAUAUCGCAGAAGCAAACCUAGUCGUCGAUGAAGAUGAAGACGAAGACCUUCUUGCCAGGGAUCUCGUGGAGGAAAAUAUCGAUGAUGGACAUUUUGAUAAUGAAAGCGCUGCCAGUGAGGAUGAAGCUGAAGCGGAAAAUGAAGAUGAAAUAAUGGGAGAUUAG
Molecule: messenger RNA, 3663 nt
Organism: Talaromyces proteolyticus
Lineage: Eukaryota; Fungi; Ascomycota; Eurotiomycetes; Eurotiales; Trichocomaceae
Product: putative nuclear cohesin complex subunit
Exons: 2
Coding region: 1-3663 (1220 amino acids)
Biological process (GO): sister chromatid cohesion
Cellular component (GO): chromatin; nucleus; cohesin complex
Molecular function (GO): chromatin binding
Source: RefSeq, a predicted model, not a curated record